Messenger RNA from Cimex lectularius (bed bug), 1740 nucleotides. RefSeq names its product FAS-associated factor 2 (gene Faf2). Gene Ontology annotation, molecular function: ubiquitin binding. The record is from RefSeq and is a predicted model, not a curated record. Gene Ontology annotation, cellular component: endoplasmic reticulum. Bases 396 to 1709 code for a protein of 437 amino acids. Lineage: Eukaryota; Metazoa; Arthropoda; Insecta; Hemiptera; Cimicidae. The transcript is spliced from 9 exons.
AUCGAUAAAUCGUCCGGCGCGAAACCCUAAAUUGUCAUCCAGAGAAAAUCCGAAAUUCAAAAAUAAAUCCCUGGGCUGGGCGAGCCGUUUCUGGACUUUGGGAUAGGGCGAUCUCCUUUGUCUGGAAUUGACCUUUUGAAUGUCACCCAGGGCAGAUAAGCGCUCAAGUCGGCAGAGGGGAUCUUGUGAUUGCGAAUACCGAGAAUACGGCUGGAAAAGUGAUGUAGGGAAAAUUGAACCCAUCUCCGGAAAAUAACCAGUUUUCUUGUAAAUAGUAAUUUUCGGAAAUCAGUCUCGAUCCGAGUGCAAGUGUCUUCGGCCCUGGGCUGUCUCAGGUCCCCACGUCCUCAAACCGAUCGUCGGACCCAUUUGGGAAAAAUCCAUUUCUCAAAAAAAUGGAUGAUCUGGAAUUGACUCCAGAACAGACGGAGAAAGUCGUCCAGUUCCAGGAGCUGACUGGUCUUGAUAACCUGUCGGUAUGCCGUGAUGCAUUGCAUAGACACGGAUGGGAUUUAGAAGUGGCUGUGCAAGACCAGCUCAACAUAAGUGAAGGGAGGCCAUCCGUUUUUGCAACGGAGAAUGCAGCCCCGCCGUCAGUAGUCAACGAUGGAGUCGUUCAGCACGUCUUCUAUUCUCCACCUUCUGAUAGCUAUAGAUGGGGAGGCCCCUUUGGAUACAUUUUCUCCUUCGUUUUUCAGUUUUGCUAUGAUACGAUAACCUCUAUUCUCAAGUUUGCAUUUAGCAUUUUCUGGAAAGAGCCACGAAGACAAGUAACAGACCCAGUGGGAGAUGUUUUGAAAUUCAUUGAUCAUUUUAAUGACACAUUCUCAAGGACUCAUCCAGUUUUUUACCAAGGCUCCUACAGCCAAGCACUAAACGAUGCCAAACAGGAGCUGAAAUUUUUAGUCGUUUAUCUACAUCAAGAUACAAAUCAAGAUUGCAUUAAUUUUUGCCGGGACUGCUUGACAGACAACUCCUUGAUUGAGUAUUUAAAUAGCAGAACGUUGUUCUGGAUAUGCAAUACCGUGAGUGGAGAGGGUGAGAGAGUUUCACACACACUGAAAGCUUCGACAUACCCUUUCCUUUCUGUAAUUGCUUACAAGGAAUCAAGAAUGGUGAUGAUCGCCAGACUGGAAGGCCCAACAAAUAGUGCUGAAGUACUAAGCAGGCUCAAUGCUGUGAUCUCGUCUAAUGAGAGUUUUUUGGAUGCAGCACGUUCAGAUCGCCUUGCCAGAAGCCUCAACCAGAGACUUCGACGAGAGCAGGAUGCUGCUUAUAUGGAAUCACUCCGUGCUGACCAGGAGAAGGAAAGAAAAAGGAUCGAGGAGGAGGAAAAGAGGCGAGCCGAGGAAAGGGAAGAACAGGAGCUUAGGAUGAGAGAACAAGAAAAGAAAGAGGCCAUAAGGAGAGCGAAAAUAGAUAAAUUGUCCGAAAUUCCUGAUGAGCCAGCACAGAAUGAUCCAGAUGCACUAUCAGUUGUUUUUAAAAUGCCUUCAGGUGAAAGGAUAGAACGUAGAUUUGCAAAAGUAAAUAGUCUUAAGGAUAUUUACAAUUUUGUCUUUUGUCAUCCAUCGUCUCCAGAUGUGUUCGAGAUUGCGACCAACUUCCCUAAAAGAACCUUGCAGUGUGAUACGGAGGGGCAUAAAACCCUCCUCGAGGCCGGGCUCGGUGGUAGGGAAGUUCUUUUCGUAUACGAUCUUGAAGCUUAAUAUUUAAAUAAUAAAACUAAUAUAUACAAAA